AGGCAUCGACGAGCUGUGCGCGGGCCCUCUCUGCGACAUGUUCGGCGCACGGGAUGAGAGCGGCCAGGGAGCUACAGAGUUUACCAUGUACACGCUGUGGGCCAUGUCGAGGACAGAAAGACCGCGAGUGCAUCUACUCCGUGGAGAAGAUGGACCACGAUCACAUCAAGAUCGCAUACUCCACAGGAUGGGAGGCAGACCUGACGGGCAAGUUGGCCGAGCGCGGCUGGGACCCGUCCUCGGUCACGAUCGGCGACGAGGCGGGCUUCCCCAUCAAGUGGACGCCAGGGUCGGCGGAGGACCCGCCCACGAAGUCCCAGUUCCCCAUCAGGGUCGAGGAGACCUCACCCAGCGGUGGGCCGCCUCCCUCUGGCGCGGCAUGCCCGAGCAGGCGGAGCUGCUCACCGAGGUGAACCUGGAAACCCUGGGCGCCGUCAUCGGCGGCAAAUCGCAGAACCCGAUCAUGUUUGGCGCGCAGCCAGCAUCACUGAACGACAUGCCCGCCGCGAAGAAGCAAGAGGCAACCGACCUGCUGGUGAAGCUGUACACGAAGGCCGGCCUCUACGACUCGUCCAAGACACCGGAAGACCUCGUGGAGUGCGUCGUCGGCCUGAAGAAUUAGGCCGCUGUUCGAGCAGGUGGAGAAGGCCCCGCGGGACGCUGCAGCCCGCCAGGGUCCUGGUGCAGAGCGGCUCCCCCUCCGACGCGCACAACUGCGGGGCGGGCGACCCUCCGCCGCAGUUGCUGGUAGGAGUUUUCGAGGGGAAGGUCGGCUUUAAUGAGAUUGGGCGGUACUGUGGCUAGCUCAGUCUGAGUAGGCGCUCUGGGUGCGAAAUUGCUACUGGCCUCUGAUAGCCAGCGAGGUGUUGGCGUGCAGUGUCUUAUUGCCAAGAGCGAUGGCAGCACAGCCUUGCUGCCAUGGCCUCCUCAAGUUUUCCAGAGACGCAUACGAUCCGCCAGUUCUCCCCUUCUCGGUCGUAGUGCAUGCUUCUUCCCCCCUCC
This is a messenger RNA of Prorocentrum cordatum, 1002 nucleotides long. The record is from the annotation of a GenBank genome assembly. NCBI's taxonomy places the organism in Eukaryota, Dinophyceae, Prorocentrales, Prorocentraceae.